This is a messenger RNA of Mytilus trossulus (common blue mussel), 598 nucleotides long. Its product is annotated as mitochondrial import inner membrane translocase subunit TIM14-like. The record is from RefSeq and is a predicted model, not a curated record. The transcript has 6 exons. Gene Ontology annotation, biological process: protein import into mitochondrial matrix. NCBI's taxonomy places the organism in Eukaryota, Metazoa, Mollusca, Bivalvia, Mytilida, Mytilidae. Gene Ontology annotation, cellular component: PAM complex, Tim23 associated import motor. Gene Ontology annotation, molecular function: ATPase activator activity. Bases 66 to 404 code for a protein of 112 amino acids.
GGUGACUGAUGAAAUUCUGCUUGCAAUUUCUUCACCUUUAAAUAAUAACACGCAUUAUUUCGAAAAUGACCUCUAAUCUGAUUCUAGCUGGACUUGGUAUAGCAGCAGUGGGUUUUGGAGGCAGAUAUCUAACCAGACAUGCAAAGACUGUAACACAGACUCUAAAGAAACAGAUGGAUGCAUCUGGGGCCUUGAGCAAGUACUAUAAAGGGGGAUUUGAUGCAAAAAUGUCUAAAAGAGAAGCUGGUUUAGUUUUAGGAGUAAGUCCAUCAGCAAGUAAAGUCAAGGUGAAAGAUGCACACAAAAGAAUAAUGUUAUUAAAUCAUCCAGACAGAGGUGGUUCACCAUAUAUUGCAUCAAAGAUUAAUGAAGCAAAGGACUAUUUUGACAGUAACAAAGCAUAGAGACCAUGUGAUCUUUUCAGUACCACAGUCUUUCAAUAAAUAAGCAUUUAUUGCUAUCAAAAGAUAUAGACAGACAGGCCAAGAAAACAACAAAUUUGAUGGUCUAUAUUGUUGUCAUGAACAUGUGUCAUUGCAUCAGUCAUCCAGCAUUGUUGUCAGGAAAUCUGUGUGAUAAUAAAACAUUUUACAUUAAA